Messenger RNA from Plasmodium falciparum 3D7, 1146 nucleotides. RefSeq lists its product as uncharacterized. Lineage: Eukaryota; Apicomplexa; Aconoidasida; Haemosporida; Plasmodiidae. The record is from RefSeq and is a predicted model, not a curated record.
AUGUUUUCUUCUACAACAAAUAUAUUUUUUUCAUUAGUAUUUCUAGUUCUAUUAUUAUUAUUAUCAAUUAAAACUAAUAUUCUGGAAAAAUCAUCUGAAAUUCAAGGAAGAAUAUAUAAUGGAUUAUAUUCGAAGCAUUUUAGAUUGUUAGCAGAACCAUCUUCACAUGGCUCUUCAAAAAAGACCAUGAAAGAAAAUGAAAACGAAGAAGAAGAUGAAGAAGUAAAUGAAGAUCAAAAUGAAGAUCAAAAUGAUGAUGAAAAUGAAGAUCAAAAUGAUGAUGAAAAUGAAGAUCAAAAUGAAGAUGAAUAUGAAGAAGAAGAUGAUGAUGAAAAAGAAGAUGAAGAAGAAGAAGAUGAGGAUGAAGAAAACGAAGAUGAAGAAGAUAAUGAUAAAGAAGACGAAGAUGAUGAAGAUAAUGAUGAUGAAGAAGUAAAUGAAGACGAAGAAAAUGAGGAACAAUAUUGUGAAUUAAUACCUAUUCUACCAAAUAGCUCGGAAGAUACAUUGAAAAAAUCAAAAAAUAUGAAUAUACCAAAACAUAAUGCUAAUAGCGAAUAUUUAUUAGAUAAAAAUUUAUAUGAUCUAAAGACAUUUAAGAAUUUAAAUGCUGCAAAAAAAAAUUACGCAGAUAGUAUAAUAGACAAUAUGGAUCUUACGGAAAACGUGAAAAAUAUAUUUAAAGAAUUUUUAUAUUAUUAUAUAAAUAAAAAAGACCCCAAUUAUCAACUUAAAUUAUAUAAGCAAAUUGAGCCUGAUAUAGAAAAAUACAAAAAAAACCACGUAAUUUGUAGUAUUAUAGAUUUUAGAAAUCUAAAUAGUGACCUUCAAUAUUUAAGGAACCCUAAAGGAGACUUUCAUGUACUAAGUAAUGAAGAAUAUGAAAACAGAGAAAAAAAAAAGAAAGAAAAACAACAAAAAAAAAAAGAUAAAUUACAAAAAAAAAUAAAGAAGGAACAAGAUAAAAUUAAAAAAGAACGAAUAAAAGAAUUGGAAAAACAAGAAAAAAUGAAAUACGAAAAACAAGAACAAGAAAAAGUGUAUUUGGAAAAAAAAGAACUACAGGAAAAACAUGAACAAAGUCAAAAGCAAAAAGAAAAGGAAAUAAAGGAUAGAAGAAAUAAGCUUCUUAGCUUAAGACACUAA